AUGAAGUCUUUUGCAUUAUGUGAAUCAGCUACUGGGUAUAUUUGGAAUUGUUUCUUGUACACUGGUAAGGAAAUGACUGACGGUUUUGCUCUUGACAUGCACAAAUACAAGUAUCAAGCUACUAAAAUUGUUAUUACGCUAAUGGAUAAUUUAAUUGGUAAUGGCUAUUGUUUACAUGUUGACAACUGGUAUACAUCUUAUGAAAUUUGCAAGGUAUUACUGGAUCAUAAUACUGAUUGCAUUGGCACAUUACGUAUUAACCGAAAACAGUUACCACAAGAUAUAAAAAAUUCUAAGAUUAAAACUGGCGAUACUUUAGUUCGUUUUGAUACUAAAACAAAUAUAAUGUGUACCAAAUGGAAAGACAAAAAAGAUGUACACAUGCUGAGUACCUGUGUUCAAAAUGAUACAGUCGUUGUUAAUAGAGCUGGUAAAGAAAAAAAUAUUCCUCUUGUGAUACAUGAGUAUAACAAAAACAUGGGUGGUGUUGACCGAUCUGAUCAAAUGUUAACAACAUACGAAUCCGAAAGAAAAAGGGUGAAAAAAUGGUACAAAAAGAUUUUCAUGCAUUUGAUUAGUGUUAGUGCAUUCAAUGCAAAUAUUAUAAACAAUAAAAUAUCACCUAAUAUGACAUCCUUGCAGUUUAGAGAGUCCAUUAUUAAAGAGAGUAUUGUCAAGUACCAUGAAUCAGUUGAGAAAAAAAGAAGUCGAACUCGAGUAUUACCAUCUCCUUUAAGAUUAGUAGAACGUCAUUUUGUCGAUGCUAUACCAGCAACAGAAAAAAAUAUAAAACCAUGUAGAAGGUGUGUUGUCUGUUCUGAAAACAAAGUUAGAUCAGAUACCCGAUAUAUGUGUGUAGACUGUAAUGUUGGUUUAUGUGUUGUGCCUUGUUUUAAGUAUUACCAUACAAAAGAAAACUUUAAAGCGUACUAA
Messenger RNA from Hydra vulgaris (swiftwater hydra), 933 nucleotides. Its product is annotated as piggyBac transposable element-derived protein 4. NCBI's taxonomy places the organism in Eukaryota, Metazoa, Cnidaria, Hydrozoa, Anthoathecata, Hydridae. The record is from RefSeq and is a predicted model, not a curated record.